AUGCCCAAGCGCAAGAGGCCAAGUUACUAUGCAGUUCGAGUCGGUAGGAAGCCCGGCGUGUACGAUAACUGGGAACAAUGCGAAGAACAGGUCUCCAAGUUCUCAAACGCAGCUUUUAAGGGUUUCGACACACUUGACGCCGCUCAAGCAUUUGUUGGCGAUGCCUUAACUCCCGACACCGACCAUAUAGACGAGGAGAGUGAUGAUAAUGAUUCGGCGCGACACGACACUCUCGCGUCCUUGGGGGACUCGACGGGUCUUACAAGCUUCAAGGCCAAAGAUGCCGAAGGGCUAAUGCCGCCGCCCGCAUCGCAGUCUUACUUUGACCAAUUCCCAGACUUCGUGCCCGACAACAACGCGCCUUUCGACGACGAAUUCGGCCGUCUGGCCUCGUCUCAGGGCUUGGCGUCCGGGACCCAGGAGUACAGGAGACAGCGGACCAAGGCGAUCCGCGACGAGUUGAAACUCCACUACUCGACUCAACCCGCGAGGGCCCUGCUGGCCAUACCCGAGCUGGGGAAACGAUCCCUCGACGAGAGGGAAAAGCUCGACAUCUAUCAGAACAUGUGCCGCGAGAUCGGCGUCAACCCGCGCGACACCGUCGGGGCGUGCAGACGGGAGCUUAAGGGGGUUCUGGUCAAUAUUGUCGAUUACAUCGAUGCCCGCCGCGUAGGAACAAAAGUCAAGAUAUGGGCCUGGGAGGACUUCCGUCUGUUCAGUGCGUAUUCUUUGAGAGGCGAUAAACGUAUGGAUAGGAACGAAGCGAAGGCAGACGGGGGAUUCCUGUCGGCUCUCUUGCAGAAGAUAACGGGUCCUGGCCCGGGGGAGAGGGGGUUGGCUUCGCUGGCUGCUGGCAAUGGAAAUGCUAAAAGAAGGAGGACUCGUUAG
Messenger RNA from Daldinia childiae, 888 nucleotides. Its product is annotated as Ribonuclease H. Bases 1 to 888 code for a protein of 295 amino acids. The transcript has a single exon. NCBI's taxonomy places the organism in Eukaryota, Fungi, Ascomycota, Sordariomycetes, Xylariales, Hypoxylaceae. The record is from RefSeq and is a predicted model, not a curated record.